GCGGCGGCGAUCCCUGUCCCCGGAGCUGAGGUCGGUGUCCGUGUCCCUGCAGCCGGGCCCAGCUCACGGCCUACGCCGUGGCAUGGAGGCUGCAGGUGGCGGGCGUUCCCUGUCUCCGGCGGCCAGGGAGCUGCUGCGGUCGCUGGGCAGCUGCAGCAAACACGCCUCGUAUCUGAGGCAGAACCUGAGGGAGACCAAGAAAUACUUCAGAGAGCUGCGGCACUCGCACGGCAGCAGCCCCGGGUCCCGGGAAGGUGAGCAGGGCCUGGGAGAGGGAGAGGCCGGGCCUGGAGAGGCUGACAGCCAGCCUACACUGCUGGAAGGUGAGCCGGGCCUGGGAGAGGGAGGUCAAGGUUCUCUGAGCUGCAUAUCAUUCCCACGGCAUGAAGAGGAGUACCUGCAGGCAACAGUGGGCUCUUUUCCAUGUAUUAUGAUCCUGGGUCAGAACUGUGGAGCCAAGUGUCAUUUACUAAACAGUCUCUUGGGUGAAAAACUCUUGCCAGUCAUCAGGAGCAGCAAUGAGAAGAAAUGUAAAAGGAGACGAUUGAAGUUCACCCAUGGAAAGAGGACCAGUAUUAGCCUGGCCUUGCCUGGUCAAUAUGUGUUGGUUCAUCACCUGGCAGCACACCAGGGCAAAUGGGAUACAAUUCCUGAGGAGGACCUGGAAAUCCAAGAUGAUAGUCAGGAUCCCGCACAUCGUGCAGCACAUCUGGAGGUAACAUUGCAUCAUCCGUUGUUGCAGGAAAUGGAUAUUCUUGUUCUUCCAUGCCAUGAAAUUGGAGCUGAGGUGGGCAAGCUUGAUGAGUGUUGGCGACAUUCCCUUCCAAUUAUUGUCUAUGCCAUCAGUGAGGACCGUUUCACUGAUUCAGAAGAAAGUGAGCUGCAGGAGAUGAGGGAACAUUCCUUGCCUGUUUUCUUCAUAAAGGUACCAAAGCUCCUGAACAUUUUCCACCCAGACUCUCCCUCUGGUCCAGACAAGGACAUAGUGGUGAAAAACUCCAAGUCUGAAAAGGAAAAGAGCUAUCUUUACCGUCAGCUAACCAAGUUGGACUUCCUGAGUCCCAGCAUGGGUGGGCAAUUCAACAGCAGCAAAGCCCAAAGCAUGUUGGUGGAACACUUUGAGAAGUUUCGGCAGCUUGGUGUCUUUGCUAAGCAAGUGGUGCAGAUGCACCUUGUGGAUGCAGCAACUGUGCUAAACGGUGUACACUGUCGCUGUUUGGACAUUUUCAUCAACCAGGCCUUUGACAUGCAGAGAGACUUGCAGAUCACUCCCAAGAGACUGGAGUACACAAGGGACAAAGAGAAUGAGUUGUUCCAGUCACUGAUGAGCAUAGCUAACAGGAAACAGGAGGAAAUGAGAGACAUGAUCGUCGACACACUCAGCAGCAUGAAGGAGGAGCUCUUGGAAGAGGCCGCAAAUUUGCAGUUCAAAGACAUAAUCAUCUCUGAGAAUGGUGAGACUGUUGGCAAUAAGGACAUUAAGUGCUGCAUCAAACAGAUUCAGGAGUUGAUUAUUUCUCGGUUAAAUCAAGCUGUUGCCAAUAAACUUAUCAGUUCUGUAGACUACCUUCGAGAAAGUUUUGUUGGGACCCUUGAACGCUGUCUCAAGAGCUUGGAAAAAUCCAACCAGGAUUCUGCCAUGAACAAUGCCACCAGCAAUCACCUGAAACAGAUUUUAAAUGCUGCGUAUCAUGUUGAGGUCACAUUCCAUUCGGGAUCAACAGUGUCCCGACUGCUUUGGGAACAAAUCAAGCAGAUUAUUCAUAGGAUGCCUUGGGUACAUCCCCCAUCUGUUACCAUUGAGUGGAAAAGGAAAAUUGCACAGGAUGCCAUAGAGAGUCUCUGUGCAUCUAAACUUGCCAAGAGCAUAUGUAGUCAGUUCCGUACCCGGCUCAACAGUUCACACGAAGCAUUUGCUGCCUCUCUGCGACAGCUUGAAACAGGACUUUCAGGAAGGCUUGAGAAAACUGAAGAUCUGUGGUUGAAAGUACGCAAAGACCAUGCACCACGCCUGGCUCGCCUUUCACUGGAAAGUCGUUCCCUCCGGGAUUUGCUGUUACACGGUAAACCUAAAUUAGGUCGCGAGCUGGGCCGUGGCCAGUAUGGAGUUGUGUACCUGUGCGACAGCUGGGCUGGUCACUCACCCUGUGCACUGAAGUCUGUCGUGCCUCCAGAUGACAAGCAUUGGAAUGACCUGGCACUUGAAUUCCACUACACUAGAUCUUUACCCAGACAUGAGCGACUGGUUGAUCUUCAUGGGUCAGUAAUAGACUACAGUUAUGGAGGUGGAUCCAGCAUUGCUGUACUGUUGAUCAUGGAGAGGUUGCACCGAGACCUCUAUGCUGGACUGAAGGUUGGUCUGAAGCUUGAAGUACGUUUGCAGAUUGCUCUUGAUGUCGUGGAAGGGAUCCGAUUUCUCCAUCGCCAAGGCCUUGUGCAUCGAGACAUCAAAUUAAAAAAUGUCUUGUUGGACAAGCAGAAUCGAGCCAAAAUCACUGACCUGGGCUUCUGCAAACCCGAAGCUAUGAUGUCUGGGAGCAUUGUGGGGACCCCUAUACACAUGGCACCUGAGCUGUUUUCAGGCAAGUAUGAUAAUUCUGUGGACGUGUAUGCAUUUGGAAUCCUUUUCUGGUAUCUCUGCACUGGCACAAUUAAACUCCCAGAGGCGUUUGAAAAAUGUUCAAGCAAAGACCAGCUGUGGAACAAUGUGAAGAAAGGUGCACGGCCAGAACGGCUUCCUACGUUUGACGAGGAAUGUUGGCAGCUGAUGGAGGCAUGUUGGAAUGGUGACCCGUCUCAGAGGCCCUUGCUAGGAAUUGUUCAGCCCAUUCUGCAAAGCAUCAUGGACAGACUCUGCAAAAGUCACUCCGGAACACACUGCAAAGAUGGCUCAACGUGAUGAGAUUGGGGGAAAACCACGUGGAUUUACAGGAACUCCCCACAGUGGGGAGAAGAAAAAGCAAAAGAUGAACUCAGUUUAUUGAGGCAGGGUUGUUUGCAUUGAGCGCAGUAUAAGUAUUAACACUAGUUCAGCAUUACUGUUUACCUUCUGCUAUGCAGCAAGAAAGCAAAACUUGAGAUUUUUUUAUCCAGUGUCUUGGACUUGUAGGGGGUUGCAAUAGGACAGUUUGUUGGGAAUAAUGCAAGGAACUCAUUAGCAUUUUUUUGCCAGACAGUAUUUUUGAGCAAACCUUGCUUAUGGUCCCCCCCAAGUUAGCACAGAAUGUCAUUAAAAGGUGUAUGUACAUAGGAAUGUAACUGUUUUCUUAUUACUCUCUUCUCUCGUUCUCUGCAUUCCAUUCUGAUCCAUGGAAGACUGCAUGGAUUGCAGCCAGUGGAUAAAUGUUCUUUUGCUAGGGAAGAAGGUGGAAAGGAACAGAAACAUUUUGGUCAAAAAUUAGCACCAUGCACCAUUCAUUUUCUGUCAACAGCUUCCAAUACUAAGCAUGGUAGUAUAUGUUUAUGCACGACUAGCACUUGUCCUCCUUUCUCUGUCCACAAAUAGUGCCACUUUGCACUAUUUUUAUGUUCAUAUUUUUAUCUUUGGAGCUCACAGCUGUUGGGAAAUUAUUCAGCGUUUCACAGUUUCUUUGAGUUUACUGCUGUGUGAAUGGAUUGGAGCUGGAAAAUGGACAUGGUUACUUGUCUGCACCAGCCUGUCCCUCUCCCAGAAUCUCUCUUGAAGGUAUUGGUCAGUAGUUUCUAGACAUUGCUUGUGCUCAGUUGUUUUACACAAGAAUUGUUGCUACCUCUCUUUACUUUAAUUGCCCUAAAACAGCUCACUGGGAUCUUUUUGCAUUAUAAUCUUUAACAAAAUAUCAAAGAACAAUAUCACUACUGCACAUAAUCAUUUAGUUGAUUAAAACCUUGGAAUUGGGGCUGCAAGGAAAACAUUGAUGCCUGAAAGGUGAAAGCAAUUCAAAUUUUUACUUUUAAUCCUUCUAGCAACUUGUCAAUGGUUAUAUUCAGCUACCACCCACGCAUUUGUCAUCCAAUGGGCCUUUUAACUUCUGAUCUAAAGUAGGUGUCAUACCUGACUGAGAAGGAGAGAGAGGUUAUGACAAUCUUGACCUUUUCUCUCUAGCCAUGAAAUUAAAGCAUUUGAAUGCCGUUGGAUUGAAGACCCUUCCCAACAUUUAACACUAUUGUACCUUCCAUUACUCACCGCUCCAUUUUUAAAUUAUUUAUCAGAUUUUGGCUAUUCUGAAAUGGUUGCCAGGUUAUAAGAGCACAUUGAUUAUAAGCAAACUUUGUAUUGUUGCUAAGUGAUAAGUGAGUUAUGGUAAGGGAUCUUACAAAGGAGAUGGUGAAUCAGUAGCCUUGUUUAACACUCCAUUCUGUUUUCAUGAAAAAUUGGUAUUUGGAUUCAAGAUUCUCCAUCUUCUGGCUUUUAUUUCUGGCCAAACUUAUUUUCACCCUGAUUGGUGAUUAUUUUGUGUUCUCAUCUACUGUUUUUUAUGCAUGUGUAUUUGUGUUAUUUUUAAACUUGUGUAGAACUUUGUUUACUUCAGUGUAUUUAGCCCUGUCAACAUAAAGGGGCUUUGUUGAGAUUUGCCCAGUGGAAAUCUAUUAUCUUUAUGAAGUUUGGUUCUUCGAUGUUUCCUUUUUUGUAUUAAUGAAGGAUGGCAGAAUGCUUUUAUCUGUGUAUUCUGAAAAAAUGAUACAUUUGUGUGGGUCUUAACAUUAGUUAUGUUAAAACUGAGUUUGUGCCAAAAGAGCCAAUGAAUAAGGUCUAAGUGACAAGAAAUUACCACCAAUGGGAUCAAGUACAUCCUUAAAACACAAUCUGUAAAUUUGCACUUUGACACCAGCACAUCUAGCCAAGUUUUUUUUCUGAACUGAGCUUGCUAGAUUCGACACUCCAUCCUUCUACAGUCUACUUGAAAGUGAUGUAACACUAACUUUAUUUCAAAAAAAAAUUCUAGUUGCAUUAGAACGGACUCCUGUAGCAAAGUAUUUGGUAUUUUUGAAUAUUUUAGUUUUAUGCUUUGGUGCAGAAUACAGUUAUUGAAUUGUUGGUCUUUCGUUCACUGUCUGGGACAGUGUUUAGUUCUGUUUGAGGGAAUGGUUCUUGAGUGUCAGCAAUUGGUUUAAAUGAAAGAAUGAAGGCCCUAAUCUGCAGGUCAGCUUGUCUAAAGAGCGACACAUUUAGUACAGGAACAAUUUGGCAAGACGUUUUAAUGAGAUGACUGGCCUUAACAUCUUGAGACCUGUUAUCUCCAAACCUGUUACAUGAAAUAGUGAUAAUAUGGAAUAUAGUUAAGGUUUCUCAAGUGAGAAUUAUGAGGUAGGUGGAAUUUUUCAGAUCUAAGUAUACCAUAAGGACCGCUUCACCUGGGAUAUGUGAGAAAGGUACCCCUCAUCACCAAUGAGCCUUUUGUUCUUUCCUUCGAUUGUUUUAACCAGUAUUGCUUUUGAAACAAAAGCUUCAUAAAAAAAUCUUCUGAACAGUGCAGUAGAAAAAUAAUUUAUUUAAAUUGGGAGGAGAUCAAAAGGCAAAUAGCAUCAUUGAGUACUUGGCCCAAUAAUUCUAACUUUUAAUGCCUAAUUUGUGUUACUGUGAGAAUGUAGGUGGAGUGAUGGGUCCUAACAUGGUAUCAUCUAUUUGCUGAUCUGUGCAGAGAUCAAUUACAAAUCAGUUGUUUUCAGCCAACUUUUUUCCUGUUUCCAAAUUUUACAGCACAAGUGACAGAAGCCUCAAUCUGCAAUAUGUCUUUGGAGAAAUCACAGCAUUCUAAAAGAAUACACUUGGACGAAUGCUCCUUAUCCCAUUUAGUCCCAAUGAAUUUUGUAAACAAAUUGGGCAGAAGGGAUGAAAACUCCUGGGAAUGCUUCAAAUUUUGAAUUUGUUUUUAAAAAGUGAAGAGGAAAGAGCUGCUAAACUGUGAGCACUUGCAAGUAGCCAAGUAUUUAACUUAACCUUGCAGAAAACGUUUAAUCCAUCAAAACAGAGACCCAACUGGGAGAGUCUGUCUGUUCACACAACCUAAAGUUAGUUUCAUUUGCGUUGUCUUAAUCUUACCUAAAUUUGGAUUGCGAUUCUGAAUUUUCUUCCCUGAGGCUCUGUACUACCACAACCAAUCACCCCUACCCCAGAGACUGUACUGACAGCAACAGUGGUAUUUGAUCUAUUCUAUCUGAAUAAGAUUUGUUUGGUUUUCAAACCAGCCCCAUCUUAAAAGUAAAUGGUUAUAACCUGAAAGCAGUGAACCAUUAGCCAGUUAACUUGCACAUCGUCUUUUAAUGUGCAACUUGUUUGUCAAGUUUUCAGAUCCACUGCUGAGGGAUUCUCAAUAGUGCAUGUAUUUGAGUAAACAAAUCUAUUCUCUGCACCAGCCUCCCACACACACACAUGCAUGCGCACACACAGACACGUUCCAGGGAAAAACAGCAAUCUGCUGUGUAAAUUUUUUUUCAUGUAAAAGGUAAUCCUGGCCCUUGGUAUGUCUGGAUUUGUUCGGUUUCUUGGCAGGGAGAUAAUUGGUUUAAACACUGAGCUUUUGAGUGAAGGGAUUGAAAUGUAAGUCUUGGAUGGUUGAGCUGGAGAGUCCAAAGAGGUGCCACGUACUAUCUGUAACUGAUUCAUGUAUGAACGCUGGGGAGAGAAAUGGUCGGGUAAUAGUUUGUCAAGUUGUUGCAAUGAUAAAGGUUAAAUGCAGAUAGCUAUCUAGAUGUAUGAGGCAAGCUGAUUAUCCCACCAGUAACAAGGAGCUGCCUGUUUUUAUAUAUUUAAAAAAAGCACAACAAGGUUUCUUAUCAAAUAAAAUUAGGUAGUUGUUCCCUUUUAUUUCCCUUCAUUUCUUUUAUUGGUAGUCGAAAGUGCAGGAUUCGAAGGUAAACUAUAGAAGACAUAAAUAGAUUGUAACAACACUAAUUCAGAUCACUGAAUCUUGAUUAUUCUAAUACAGUGGUCCCAGUACACCAAUUUUAAAUUGAAACUUAAGUAAAUCUCUCCUCCGUCACACAGUGACCUGCAAGCUGUCUGAGGUGAUGGGUCAGUAUUUCUUGGAAGAAGCCAACAGCUUUGUAUAAACUGGGUUGCAAAAAUAUGGUGACAGGCAUGUCUCCCUUUUAUCGCACUUCAGCUGCAGAUAGAGGCUUGUAUAUUUAAUUUUAAAAAGAAAAAGAAAGCACAUGGACUGUCAGCUGCAUUGGGAACACCCAUCCGCCCCCACCCACCGGCGUGGUUACUUGGUUCCUGCAUCGAGCUGAAACCUGUUGUAUAGCAUUGAAUCGCAGAGAGGGUGAGCUCCGCUCCGUCCAGUUUUACCUUUUGGAAAACUAUGGGAAAACCAGUAGGCCUCUGGCUGCUGCAGUUUUAAAAAGAUACGUCCUCCUGCCCACGUUUGACUCCUUUUGCAGGGUAAGACCAAUUACACCUUGUUUUGUAAAUUCCCACCUAUCAAAAGGAGUCUGACUGUCUUUCCUUGGGUUCAAAUUGCAGGCUAGAUGGGGUGAGGGGCAGAAAACUGCCCACGUAAAGCAACUCUAAGUGAGAUGUUCCUAUCUAUUUGCAGUGUUACCUAAACCAUUUUUGGUUUUAUUUCCUUUUUUAAGGCACUUCCACUCCAUAUUAAAACAGUGUUUUAAAAACUCCUAAGAUGUAUACUCUGUUUAACAUUGUUGCACACAACCUUGCACCUUCUCUUUUCUCUCAUUUCACUUCUCAGGUUUUCCAAAUCCUUUCUCAUUUCUCGAUUUGGUGACAUUUCACGAUGUCUGUAUGCCAUAGAAGUUCACCAAUGAGUGUGUUUCUGAGAUAUAACCAGCCACUCGAUUUCUCAUUCAUUGCCCAGGCUGACUAUACACUUGUGCACGUGGUUUCAAUUCAUGUGACACAUCUGGAUCCAAGCUGUAAAUUAAAUAUGGUUUCUUAAUAUUUUUGCCCCUUGACAUGUUAAACUGUAUUUGUAUAAUGUAUUCAGCAAAAUCAAGCUAUAGUCAAGUGUAAUGUGUGAAUAUGGUACAUGAGAAAUAUCGAUAAAGGUUCAUUAAUCUUUUAAUCAAAACUGUAUUGUAUAAUUGACUAAAUCACUGCACUUUACUUCUAAUUUUGUAAUAGCAAUUAAUCUAGAAAGCUUAUUCCUUGUCCCUUGUAAUUCUUUACAUUUAUGGGCUGUUUUUAGUCCAAUUCCACAUUAAUUUACAUUUUUUUGUGGAGAAAUUGUCUUUUGGAUUAUUGUUAAUAGUUUUGAGGGCCUAACUGGCAUUUUGUUUGUUGGGUUAACUGUCAAAUGUUCUCAACUUUAGUUCAGUUGUAAACAGUAUGUGUCAAUGACAGAAUCAUGAGAGGGAGGCCAAUAUAUUGAGGUUGCAAUAGCCAAAUAAUACUUAAAGGAAGUCCCUGUAGUGGUAGCUGUUACUCAGACCACUCUUGGUGCAGCAGAUUCUGAUAACAAUAACAGGAAGGGCUUUUGUUAGGCCUCCAGCUAGGUGAAUAAGGACAGUGUUCUGCUUGUACCUGUACGGUGCUGUUCUUACAGGAAAGGGCAGUAAUGUUUUCAGCAGACUAGUAUUGUUUUUUUUUAAAUCUUCUCCCCUUCUAUCCUAUAUUGCCUUCGACGUCAGUCAGGAUGCCCUAAAUUCCCAGGUGGUGGUCUGCUAAUUGUUUUCCAAUCACCCAAUAUAGCACUUGCUGAACCUUGCUGCCUUAGUUAAAUCCUGGAGAAAGAAUACUACGACCAAGAAGGGUGUUUUGUGUCUACUUGGAUGUGAAUUCCCUCCACCAGCCCUUCUCAACAAGGGGACUGGAGGAUGAAACAACAUCUCAGUAUGUCAUAAUAAAGGUGAAUCCUUUGGGGAAGAUCUUUUAUUGGUCAACUGCACAAUUCAUUAGCACAAUCCUGCAUCGAACAAUUAUGUUUACUUUUUUGUUGGUACAUUCUGAUACAGGUUUGUUUUGUUUUAAUGUAAAUGGUGACGAGACUUGGCAUCAUAAUGGAGAUUUUUAAAAUACUAAAUCUGCUUGGACUCUUCUGUAUUGAAAAACAACUAGUUGGAUGCAUUCUUAAUAUUUUACCGUUGUGUAUUCCUUAUCUUUCUCCAGUUAAGCCAUUGAGUAAAGUUAAAGUGUUUUUAAAAAAAAAAUUACCUGGUUGUUAAAAUGCCUGUGCUGUAAAAUCCUGUUUUAAAUGAAGAAAACUGAAAAAAUAUACAAAAUACAAGGUGCUAUAAUAAAGAUGAACAUUAACCAA
Molecule: messenger RNA, 9194 nt
Organism: Hemiscyllium ocellatum (epaulette shark)
Lineage: Eukaryota; Metazoa; Chordata; Chondrichthyes; Orectolobiformes; Hemiscylliidae
Gene: dstyk
Product: dual serine/threonine and tyrosine protein kinase
Exons: 13
Coding region: 83-2899 (938 amino acids)
Biological process (GO): protein phosphorylation
Molecular function (GO): protein kinase activity; ATP binding
Source: RefSeq, a predicted model, not a curated record